Messenger RNA from Hypoxylon trugodes, 3746 nucleotides. RefSeq names its product Serine/threonine-protein kinase ATG1. NCBI's taxonomy places the organism in Eukaryota, Fungi, Ascomycota, Sordariomycetes, Xylariales, Hypoxylaceae. The record is from RefSeq and is a predicted model, not a curated record. Gene Ontology annotation, molecular function: protein serine/threonine kinase activity; ATP binding. The transcript has 3 exons. Gene Ontology annotation, biological process: peptidyl-serine phosphorylation; autophagy; autophagosome organization. Bases 613 to 3525 code for a protein of 970 amino acids. Gene Ontology annotation, cellular component: cytoplasm; autophagosome.
GCCCGACCAUCGAGAGAAACAACACGAGAUCUACCAUCGUCUCAUACCCUGGUGGCCCAUCUCUCUUAACUGAGCAGCCUAAGCCAGCUUACCUUACCUACCCUUACCUAAAUCCCCCUGUGUCCGUCAUUCGAGGUGACACAGACAUCCCCGCCUUUCAAGGUUUCUGUCUCCAGGGCUCUCCAGGGCUUCUCUCGAUUAUCCCGCCGACCAACCUAUCGGAUACCCUGCCUCUACGGAGUACAUCAUUUACAUCCACUUUGACGUCCAGGUCCCUAACCUGCCUAAGCCUUGGUUCCAGAACAGACACACACGCGAACUUGUCUGACUGAACUGUUUCGUUUCUUUCUUUUUUUUCGUCCUCGACCUUUCGAUCUCGACUUCGACCUCGAUUUUUCUUCGUCCACACCUGUUGCACUUGUGCACUACCUCUACACCCAACCCACCUUUCCUUUCUCUCCCAUCGGCGGACCACCCUAAUCCUUCCUUCAUAUUCAACCUGAAUGUGUACAUGACGAAUACUCGAGUCACCGACUUCAUCCCGAUCCCCUUAUAAGCCCACGGGCUGCAUUAACCAGGCUUCCUGUCAUAAGUCAACCUACACAGGAAGUUAUGGCUGACACUCGAGCGCAUUUGGGCUCGACCUCUCGUCGUGCGAGAGCCGCCGAUGAUGUCGUUGGUCAGUUCGUUAUUGGUUCCGAGAUAGGCAAAGGUAGCUUCGCCCAGGUAUAUAUGGGCAGGCAUAAGGUAUCCGGUGCUUUGGUUGCGAUCAAAUCCGUCGAGCUCGCACGGUUAAACAAGAAGUUGAAGGAGAACCUCUAUAGCGAAAUUAAGAUUCUCAAGAAGCUCCGACAUCCUCACAUCGUCGCCCUCCAUGACUGCAUCGAAUCUAAGACCCACAUCAACCUCAUGAUGGAAUACUGCGAGCUAGGAGAUUUGUCGUUAUUCAUCAAGAAGAGGGAAAAGCUCAUCACACAUCCUGCCACUUGCGAUAUGGCCCGAAAAUACCCAAGCAUACCCAACGCAGGCCUCCACGAAGUCGUCAUCCGCCAUUUCCUCAAGCAGCUUGCGAGUGCCUUACAAUUCCUACGAGCAGGCAAUUUCGUCCACCGAGAUAUUAAGCCACAAAACCUCCUACUUCUUCCGUCGAUUCAAUACAGAGAGACCAACAAAGACAGCCGCCCGAUUCUUGGUGCUAGUCACGACUCGUUAAUACCGGCAGUCGGGUUGGAAUCACUACCAAUGUUGAAGCUUGCUGAUUUUGGCUUCGCUCGUGUAUUGCCAUCGACAUCUCUAGCAGAGACGCUGUGCGGAUCUCCCCUCUACAUGGCGCCUGAAAUCCUACGUUAUGAGCGAUACGAUGCCAAGGCAGAUCUGUGGUCUGUUGGGACUGUCGCAUAUGAGAUGGUAUGCGGCAAGCCUCCAUUCAGAGCCAGUAAUCACGUUGAGCUUUUGAGGAAAAUUGAGAGUUCUGAUGCUAAGGUCAGCUUUGGUCGAGAAUGUCAAGUUAGCUCGGAUCUCAAGUCCUUGAUUCGCGCCCUUCUGAGGCGCAAUCCUGUUGAAAGAUUGAGUUUCGAGGACUUCUUCAACCAUCAUAUUAUCGCAGGUGAUAUACCUGAUCUGGUUGAAGAUGAUGUACCCAGGAUACAAAGACAGCCAUCGACAGACGUGCGUGCCGCCUCUAGGACUAACGAGCUUGGGGAGAGUCCGCGACGUAUGUCGACCCAUCGUCGAUACGGUACAGAAGCCGACGCUAUGCGCCACGAUGCUCGUCCUCCCUCGCCUCGUGAAAGACCGCUCAAACCGUCACCUCUAUCCUCCCCGACCGAAUUCAACAACCAAAACCUCUCAACCCAGGGUAACUCACGUGCAGUACAGUCUCCAGACGACGACAUAGCACCAGGCCUUGGGAUUCGACGGCCGCAGGCGAUACCUUCUACAUCAGCACCCACUCGACCAUCAUAUGCUGAGGAUCGUCGCAGACGCGGACUAUCAAAUGCCUCGGUAAACAAAUACUCUCACAGUCAAUCUCCGCCAAAUGAUGAAAUCAUAAAAGGCAAGGGGAGAUCUGAACGUUCUACAGCGGAUGAACGAGAAAGAGCAGCACAAGAGAUCGCUUUCGAGAGAGAUUACGUUGUAGUAGAAAAGAAGCACGUGGAAGUGAAUGCAUUUGCAGACGAAUUAGCUGCUAAAGGAGCACAAGCCCAAGCAACAUCCCCUAGGUCGGGACAAAUAAUUCGUCGUGCGACACAACAGGGCGUGCCAACGUCGACGACGGGCGCGAUUCCCGCCCAGCCCUCUAAUGCGCUACAAAUCGCACAGGGUAGGCAACGACAGGAACACUAUCGCCGAGGCUCAUACGAUAAGAACAUAUCCAGUAGCCCCGGCUCUACGACAUCCGCUAUUUACAAUGCUAUUUCAGAUGCGAGCUUGAGGUUUUUCGGCUUCAAAUAUCCAACACAUCUGCUUGGUAAGGGAACGUCACCCCCUAACCCUUACAAUGCGUUCCCGACGUAUCCCACACCGCCUGCUCCCGUCGGUCUCAUUACAGACGGACGUCAGGGCGGUCCAGUUGAUGAGGACCAGCGUGUCGCUCAAUUAAUUGAAGAGAAUGCGACACGAAGCGACGUUGUUUGGGGCUUUGCCGAAGUCAAGUAUAAACAACUUGUCCCAUUAGCGCCUUCAAUGGACCAUGGGCUCGGCGGCGUUCCUGCAGAUAAGAUAGGAUCUGAAGAAGAUGACGGUCUCACUAUAGAAGCAAUUGUGGCAUUAUCGGAGGAGGCUCUCGUUCUCUACGUAAAGGCCCUCUCGCUUCUUGCGAAGUCUAUGGAUAUCGCGAAUAUUUGGUGGACUCGCAAAAGUCGCAAUGAUUCUAACUCUGCACAACACGUCAUUAAUCGUGACGCAGUAAGUGCCCAGAAUCUAAUCACAAGGGUGAACUCUGCCGUCCAAUGGAUCCGCAGACGUUUCAACGAGACUCUAGAGAAAGCUGAGAUUGUACGACUCAAGCUCAUCGAGGCCCAAAAGCAGCUUCCGGAGGAUCACCCAAGCCACCCUGCCAACAAUCAGCUGGAGAGUGUUCCAACGGGCGCCUCUAGUACCGAGGGCAUCUACUUAACAGCUGGUCUCAGUGCUGAAAAGUUGAUGUACGAGAGGGCUCUUGAGAUGAGCCGAGCCGCUGCUAUCAACGAGAUUGCCAAUGAGGAUUUGCAAGGGUGUGAAAUUUCGUACAUCACUGCAAUCCACAUGCUUGAGGCGGUUCUAGACAAUGGCGAGGACUUGGCGAAACGCAGACUUUCCGGAUCUUCGAAGGCCGACCAAGAUGCGAUUCGGGAGGGUGCUUCCGAUAUCAACUCUGAUGAUCAGCAAGCUGUUCACAGUAUGAUCAAAAUGGUCAACAACAGACUUAAGGCCCUUCGAAAGAAAUUACAGAUAAUUGCCAAUGCCUCUAAAGCUCAACAAACUUUACCCCGAAAGCGCAGCGGCGAUGUCACACCGCGGAGCGUUCCCAUAAGUGCUUCGUAACAUAUACGAGCACCAUUUUUAACGACGUAUGACGACACGUAAAAAAAAGAAAAGAAAAAAUUGCACUACAAACAUUUACGCCCCGCGGCUUUUAUAAUUUGUUCAUUAAGACUAAUCCCAAGCCAUAAUUGGCAGUGGCUGGUCUCCUUAUCAUUCCUAGCAGGGUCCAUCAUCUGGCGUUUCGGACGGCAAGUUCACUUCGGUCUCAUUAUAUUUAUAGG